Molecule: messenger RNA, 1027 nt
Organism: Neltuma alba
Lineage: Eukaryota; Viridiplantae; Streptophyta; Magnoliopsida; Fabales; Fabaceae
Product: pre-mRNA cleavage factor Im 25 kDa subunit 1
Exons: 7
Coding region: 159-821 (220 amino acids)
Biological process (GO): mRNA 3'-end processing
Cellular component (GO): mRNA cleavage factor complex
Molecular function (GO): mRNA binding
Source: RefSeq, a predicted model, not a curated record
AUCACCCUUCUGGAAUGGACUCGUUUCGUUAGUCGCCUGUCUAUUUCUACUCCUUUUUCUUCAACCUUCAUCCCCAUCCUCUUCCUCGCCUUGAGCAGUUUCUUCUAGUGCACGCUCUGAAAAGCCGAAACAGAUACAGGUGUUGUCUGAUUUUGGUGAUGGGGGAAGAAGCCGGCAUGGAUGCUACUGAAGUGAUCAGGCACCAAAAUGGAGGCAGCAGUGAUCAGAGUCUUGAAUUUGACAUAUACCCUUUGAAUAGCUACUACUUUGGCUCCAAAAAUACCAUUGCCUUCAAGGACGAGACCUUGGCUGAUCGUCUUCAGAGAAUGAAAUCUAACUAUGCUGCUCAUGGGAUACGAAAUUGCGUGGAAGCCGUCAUGCUGGUUGAGUUGUUCAAACACCCACAUUUGUUGCUGCUACAAGUAAAAAAUUCCAUCUUUAAACUCCCGGGUGGUCGCCUAAGACCUGGCGAGUCAGAUAUUGAUGGAUUAAAGCGUAAGCUGGCAAGGAAGCUUUAUGCUGGUGAAGAUAGGGAUGGGGCUGAAUGGGAGGUGGGCGAAUGCCUUGGAAUGUGGUGGAGACCUGAUUUUGAAACUUUACUGUAUCCGUACCUGCCACCUAAUGUGAAGAGCCCAAAGGAGUGCACGAAACUCUACCUUGUGAAGCUACCAGAGUCACGACAGUUCAUUGUGCCUAAGAAUCACAAACUGCUUGCUGUCCCCUUGUGCCAAAUUCAUGAAAAUCACAAGACAUAUGGGACAAUCAUAUCAGGAGUUCCCCAGCUACUGUCAAAAUUUUCUUUCAACAUGAUCGAGUCUUGAAUGAAAUGGCUGACUCACUAGUGACUCCCUCCUUGCUUAUUUGGUUCCGUGCAGGGCCUUGUAUAUAUUUUAGAUUAUAUUAUAUGCCAUCCUAUAACAGAGUGAUAUUGUAAAUUUUGUUUUUUUGUUUUUUUUACCAAAAGAGUGAUGUUGUAAGUUGAAAACAGAUGCAUAUAUCAUAUAUGGUUUGAGUAUAUUUCUCUUUU